This is a messenger RNA of Emericellopsis atlantica, 1209 nucleotides long. RefSeq lists its product as uncharacterized. The transcript has 2 exons. The coding region runs from base 1 to 1209 and encodes 402 amino acids. NCBI's taxonomy places the organism in Eukaryota, Fungi, Ascomycota, Sordariomycetes, Hypocreales, Bionectriaceae. Gene Ontology annotation, molecular function: dipeptidase activity. The record is from RefSeq and is a predicted model, not a curated record.
AUGGCCGAGAUGGACAACACUGCAUUUGAUCAUGUGCGUGAGGCAAUCCAGAAGCGCAGUGACGCCCUUUGGGUCAUGAACACGACCAUACAUAGCCAUCCCGAACUGGGCUACCAGGAGACGGUCGCGCAUGACACAAUCACACAAGUUUUGGAAGACGAGGGAUUCCAGGUGACGCGACAUGCCCACGGGCUGGCCACGUCGUUCGAGGCAGAGUACGGCUCUGGUGGACGCCUCGUCAUCUUCUGCGCAGAGUACGACGCUUUGCCAGACAUUGGCCAUGCCUGCGGCCACAAUCUCAUCGCCACCUCGUCCGUUACAGGGUUUCUCGCCCUCGCGGCGGCUCUCAAGGCGGCGUCCAACGUCAAAGGCCGGGUCCGCAUCCUCGGCACGCCAGCCGAAGAGGGCGGCGGCGGCAAGGUCAAGCUGCUCGAGGCCGGCGCGUUCCCAGACGAUACGGCGGCGGCCAUCAUGAUGCACCCCACAAGCGCACAUGUCAUCCCCCAGCCCAUCAGGGGCAUUGCGGGUGUCAAGUUCGUCGCCAGCCUCAAGCUACGGGUCCAGUUCCACGGACGGACCGCCCACGCCGGGGGCGCCCCCUGGAAUGGACGCAACGCCCUCGACGCUGCCGUUGCGGCCUACACGAGCGUUUCCAUGCUGCGACAGCAGAUCCACCCCGACGAGAGGAUCCACGGCGUGAUCGAGGAGGGCGGGACGUCGCCCAACGUGAUCCCAGCUUACACGCGAAUGAACUACUACAUUCGCAGCCCCACGGUCCAGCGAGGGGAGGAGUUGCUUGCCCGGGUCAAGGCAUGCUUUGAAGCAGCUGCUACGUCGACCGGCUGUACCGUGGACUACAUCAACGCGCCCACGUACAAGAACCUCCGGAUCAACAACACCCUCAGCAACGAGUACACCAAGCUCAUGGCCCAGCGGGGCGUCACCUUUAUCCCGCGUAGCGAGGAGCCCUUUACCUUCUCCACGGACAUGGGCAACGUGUCCUUUGCCGUACCCAGCUUCCACGGCGCCUUUGGUAUCUCCGGUUCAAACGGGGCGCUGCCGCACCAGCCUGACUUUCGUCUGGCUGCGGCGCUGCGCGAGUCCUUUGAUAUUGCGCUCUCAUGCGCGGAGGGCAUGGCGAUGCUAGGGUGGCGGGUGCUGACGGACGACGCGGUGGCAGCUGGCGCGAGGGAGGAUUUCGUCGAGUGA